AAAAGAAAGGUACAGAACCACAGGAUGUGCUUCUUUUCUGUCACCUAUUUCACAGCAAAUGGCCAAAAAUGAGGAUUUGGUCAGGCAAGCCGAAGAGCGUCGUAAAGAGGCUGAGAAAAUGAAGAAAGAAGCAGAGGAGAAGGAGAACGAAGCCCUGAGGAAGAAACAGGAGAGAGAGAAACAGACACAUCUGGAGGAGGUCCACAGGGCACCGUCACCACCCCUACCAGCCCUGCAGAAGAAACUACGUCAGCAGACGCCCAGACCUCCAUCGGUGGAGAGCCACCGCUGUUCUGCAACUCUGUCUAUGCGAUCAAUGUCAGCACCACAUUCUCCCCCAGUGCCUGCACGCAGGAACGAGAUCAGGGCCACAGAAGAAAAGCAUACGGUGAUCAGGGAGUUAUCGGCCUUGCGUAGGCAGCUGCGGAGCGAACAGAGACGUCUGGAGGGAGAACUGAUGCAGUCUAACAGAAAUGAUCAAACCCCUCCUGUUCACAGCAGGCCAAGAGAGCACCUCCCGGAGGAUGUUUUUGAAGUGGCGAGGCUACGCAAACAAGUCCACAUCAGGAGGCCGGCUUCCCACACCACUGCAGCAGUCAACAUGCAGAACCUGCAGGAGUUUAACCGUCCGAAGUACAGAGAUGGUGCAUCUCGUGAGGAGGUGCGGCAGGCGUAUCUUGACUCUCCCAGUGAUAAUCACAGUCUAGAUAUCCAGCAACAGGCUCUGUUACGACAACAGCAACGAACCAUCAACAGUCUGAGGAGGGGCAGAGCUGCUGGUUACUUUGACAUGGUGUCUUCAGGGCAGCGGCAUCAUGAGCAAAGGCUGAAUUCUGCAGAGGGUCCAGGCAGACACUUGCUGUUAGACUCAGAGAGCGCCUUUAUUAACCCCAGUGACGAUUCAUUCCUUCUACGAUCCCGGCGUGACCAAAGAGCGAGACCGGCAGUCAGGAAGGCAGACAUGUCUGAAGAUGUGGUAAACAGGUACGCUCGACCUGACCGCAGUCCUGACAGCCAGUCUCUGCACUCGAUUACCAGCACAGAAAUAGAGCGGCUGAGAGAGCGCACAAAGAACAAGAUGACAUCGCUGAACAACAUGAGAGAACAUGAUUGGAGAUCAGGGCAAGUGUCAGCAGAGGAAGGGGAGGAGCUAUGGCCACAGACUCCUCCUUCAACCGAUCGGCGCGUUUCCAUUGACACCAUUGCGACAGAAACCUGGUUACGUCCUAGUUCCUCUGAAACGCUGAAGAGAUUCAUGAGCGGUCGCAGGCCAUCCAGCCAAAACCACGUAGGCCAGGAUUGGGAAGGGCCAUCCACUUACCAUGGUUAAAUCUCAUUCAAGACGCAUGAAUUAUGAAUUCUUAUGCCAGUUACACUAUUUAGCUAUUUUGUAAGGAACAAGUUGUAUACUUGAGGCCAAAGAUGAACAUUAACAAUUCAUUAGUCCAGUUUCUUUUGUUUCUGUCAGACUUUUGAUUGUUGUGAAUGAAAUACUGCACUUAGAAAGUUCUGGAACACUUCUUGUAGCAUUAAGAGACUGUUCCCUCCAGUCAGAGAGUGCAGUCUGGGAAAAUCACUUUGAUGCUUCAUACUGUGACUUUGUAUGAAUGUGUAAACUGCAUGAAUUCUCAGGUGAGAGAUAUAGACUUCCAAUGUUGUAAUAUGUGAUUCGUUUUUCAUUUUUAAUGAUUGUUUUACAACACAUGAAUUGUAAGUAGGAAUAUAAGCUUAUGCAAGCAUAAGCUUACAGUCGGAAAAAAUAAGCCAAUGUAAUGUGUAUUGACUCUUUAAUAAAUAUUUAAGAAUUUUUGAA
Molecule: messenger RNA, 1813 nt
Organism: Sinocyclocheilus rhinocerous
Lineage: Eukaryota; Metazoa; Chordata; Actinopteri; Cypriniformes; Cyprinidae
Product: centrosome and spindle pole-associated protein 1-like
Exons: 11
Coding region: 59-1330 (423 amino acids)
Biological process (GO): positive regulation of cytokinesis
Cellular component (GO): spindle pole; centrosome; microtubule
Source: RefSeq, a predicted model, not a curated record